Amoebophrya sp. A120 is the source of this 4552-nucleotide messenger RNA. Lineage: Eukaryota; Dinophyceae; Syndiniales; Amoebophryaceae. The record is from the annotation of a GenBank genome assembly.
AGCAAUCUGCAGAUAGAUUCAUUUAUCGUCCGAAUGCAAAAAUUCAGGAUAAGAUAAAUCCACCUUCUUUCCUGUCUGUGUUAAUAUGGUGAUAUCAUAGAAGCACCGGGCGUCAUCAGCAAGAAAGGAUGCCGCGGCAGCUGCUCGCCGCGAGCGAGCUGACAUCGGAGCUGGCUGGGCAGAACGAAGAUGGUUUUUCUCCCGUGUCGCCGACCCAAAAUGGCAAUAACCUGCUUCUCGGGGUUGACAACACGCUUCUGGCAGGUCGUGGUCUGCAGGGUUCGCGAGCGAACAGCAAACAGUCGCAGCGUCCUUCGGUAGGGGAAGACCAGCUGAAGGCGAAAAUCGACAUAUUGGCGGCCAAAAACGCGGAGUCCCACCAGUUCGCGCCGGAGGUCACACACGAGUACGACGGGCACACGGCCAGGAGGGACAAUGUUUUUUUCGGAAAGUCGGAAUCCGCGUUCUUGAUGCGGCGGGUGACUAUCAAACACAGAAAAGCCACCAGCCUGUUUAUGUAUGGCGUGUCUAGUCUAGUACUGUCAUGCAAAGAAAGCUUUUAGAUGGAACAAGUUGAAAUAAAGCGACAACGAGACCCGGCACUUGGUAAGUAGUGAAACAACUACUAGCGUGCGCGGUUCAUUCGAAGACCCUAGGACCACAGGCAACUCAUUCAUGCCGCCGACUGUACGAGCAUACCGUAGAAUUUCUGUUUGAUAGCAUUGAAGCAUUUGUUUAAGCUGAUUCUCUACAUUUUCUUCAUCGUGCUAAUCUACUGCCUGAUCCGCAAUCCGGUCUCUAGUCCCAAUUGUGACCAAAUACCAAGAAUCUACGUACAUCUGGUAUGGCCCGUUGAGAUGUUGCAAGCUCUAGGGUUACUGACGUUUGUGAUGCGAGGGUUAUUCGAGAAGCAAGGUAUGAGAUCGCUUUACAUGUGGAAUCAAUUGGUCAUGCGCUGUGGGUACGAAAGAUCGUUCAGUACUCUUCACAUUUUACAAACUGCCUCAGAAAGAAUUGUGCACAUCGAUCUAGCACCUUGUAACACCUGCGCGGACCAUAAAUGGUGAUCGAUUAUUUGCUGAAGGGUUUUGCGGUGGUCAACUCGUUCGUCGUCAGCAUAUACACGAUCAAUCGCCCGCAAGUGCGGUUAAACAGCAUGAAAAACAUCGCGAUUUUUAUUGGCAGCUUCAUGAUCCCCUUCGGAGCCAUGUCCAGCGUCGGAGUGCUAUCAAAAGGAAAAGCGUCCCCGUGGUCCUCGCGCCAGAAUGUAGACGAUAAGUAUUCCUCCGCAAGGCCGCCGUUGUAUACGUUAUGUAGUCUUGCAUGAAGAAGGACAAAAGCACGUCGAUGUGUGUCAGAACCUCACUAUGCGAUGUGGUAAAUUUCUCAAGUUUGCAUCGAUUCACAAAGCCAAGCCUUUUUUUUCUGCUGCCGGGAGGACAUCAUCAGAGCUUUCCGUUUCCAUAGGCGAUGCUGACCGGGAAACCGGACGCCGAUGCCGCUUUCGGUCUGCCCUUCGUCUUUUUCAUGUUCGGGUUCGGCGCUUAUCUGCUCCACAGGGAAGGUAAAAGAGUCAAAUGCCCCCGCGGCGUGGAUCCACCACUCUUCCGGAGACACAACAAAAUACAGGCGCUGCUGUUUAUCAAGGUAAAGACAGACAGCAAUUGUUGCGGACACGACUUCAGAUUUUCUAAACUUUGUAAGUACAUUAGCACCGAUUUUAUUGAUGAUGAAAUGAACAAAAACGUCACCGCAAAAAAAGUAUAAAAUGAUGAACAACACGACAGAUUGGGAUAACGGCGUUUGCAGGGUACAUGGCAUGCAUGAUCUUUGCGGACAGAUACGAGACGUGGACCAACGCCGUGAAGGAUUCCUACAGGGAGGGGUUUGUCCUCAUGUUCGCGGAGUGCCUUUUGGCGCUUCUGUUUUUCAGCAUCAUCAUCCCCAUCUACCAGCGGUCUUUGGCAAAAACCCUCACCCACUACUGGCACCUAUACGAAGUGGACGGGAGGAGAAAUCUGGCGCAGUAGAAUUUUUGCUGCCUUUCUUCUAUCUACCAAAAAAGAAAAAACUAUUCAACAUCAGACCAGAUGACGAUAUUCGUAUUGCAUAAUGGCAAAAUAUUGUUUAAGCCCAGACUUUGCAAGAACAUGCAAAAAUCCUCUCAGGUACGACCGCAUUAUGAUCCAGUGGAACUUUUUUUUCGACGUGCUGAAGUUCUCAUACGGACGCAUGGUCCUGUUUAACGUGUCCAGCUACCUGGUGUUCUUCGGGAUUAUGUGGAAGGACAUUUGCUACGCGCUGUGGCACUUCAUGCUGAAGUUCGACCGGUGGGUGAUCGCGCUGAUUGUGAAGAUUUUCAACAAAAACGGCGGGAAUUCCUUCGCGGACGCGAACCUGUCGCCCACCUACAAGUACAUGAUCAAGACCAUCGAGAGCACCGUGUACCUGAUGGGCGUGCCGCGCAUGCUGGUGCGGCAGUGGGAGCCGCUGUGCGACUUCACGCAUUUGGAGGUGGAUCAGUCCAUGCUGGACGACGAGGAGGACAUGCUGCAGGUGUCCAAUUUCAUGCAAGGCAAGCAAAGCCCCCUGGAAAUCGGCAAGCGUACGAGCAUGGCGGAGGCCCUCGGGGCCUCGAUGGGCGGGAAGCUGGUGAAGGCCCCGGACCCGACCGGGUUGGGACUAAGGCUCACGUUCGCGAAUGUCUCGGUCUGCAUCCACAACCUGCCGGCGGAACUGAAGCAGGACAUGCAGGAUUUCAAGGUCGACAAAAUGGACGAGGUAUACGACGAGCGGGGGGACGACAAAUUCGGCGUGUACUCCGAUCGGGAUCAGGAAAGGAAGGAGAAGGCGGGCUCUUUGUUCGGGCGGGGGGCCAGCAGCGGCAGCGGAAACAACAAGAAAAAGAACAAACCCAUGCCCGGGACCGGGACCAUCCUCGAGCCAAUUUACGAGGAGCCGGUCGCGCCGAGCGAGAUGGUGCGCCUACAGUACGUGAUCUCUUUCGUGCAAACCCAGGUCUUCAUGCGCUUCCAAGUGCGAGCUGCGGCCAAACUUUUGACAAGGUAUCUAUUCGCUUCUUGUUGUGCAGUUUUGUUCCCCCGCAUGGGCUGCUAAGAUGCUGAACCCUAACAUCCUGUCCAUCUCAUGGAGCAAUAUUGAGGCAAAAAUAGCAGCAUCUAUAACGCGCAACAAGAACAAUCAAGUACCGUUUGUGAAUAAAAAUUCACAGCCUGGUGUUUGUCUUCAUCCCGCUGAUUUGCGAGGUCCUCGGGAAUACGAAAAAUAGUCCGAAUUUUGUGUCGCUGUUCGAGACAGACGAGCCGGGCUACAUCGGCAAGAAAUCCGAGAAGUACGUGGUUGCCGGCAUUUCGUUUCUCUUCGUGGACAUUGUGGAAUAUCCCACAGAAAAAGACCGACAGGUCAUAUUUGUAAUGCAGAAAUAAAUACACAGGAAAAUCUGUCAUGGGCGAAGCCAUAACAUCCUGUUUAGGGCAUGCAAUACAGAUUUUUUUGUCUAUUUAUUUUUGCAUUACAAAUAUGACCUGUCGGUCUUUUUCUGGGGGAUAUGGAAUGGAUCGCAAUCACGUACUUCGCCGCGCGGAGCUGUCAAGGCGGAAUCGUCCAGAAAUUGCGCUACUUCUACUAUUUGCUGGUGAAGGAUCCGAAACUAUGCAAAUGAAAACUACACUCGUUGUUUUCCUUUUCUCCCUCUGGCUGAUUUGCUUUCGGGUGGGUUUUGAACGGCGAUUGUCAUUUCAGAGGUUGCCUUUCUGCGCUGCGUGUGGCAUCAUGAUAUCAAGGUGCAAAAUGUGAGUAGUACCAAUCUCAAGUUGUCUUGCACUCGCAGCUACAAAGCUCCGGAUUUGUUGCGUUUUGUUGAAGUGUCCCACUAUACCAGCAGGGGAAGAAGGAAAUUGUUUGGUUCCAUAGGAGACGAGCUAUGCGAUCAUUUCCUACGGCCUGUUCAUAGGGCUGUUUGCCGUGCAGUUUAAGUUCAAGCCGUUCCAGGGCGUGCAGAAGUUGAACUACCCCCACGGCACGGUGCAGGCGGGACAGGACCCGGAGGUGUGGCGCCGGAAUUUCGACGGCCAGCUGCGUCCCUUCGGGUCCGUGGGGGUUUCCGCGGCCGCGGCGGCGGCGUCGAAUGGGGCGUACGAGUACGUGCUCCCCAUCGGGGACGGGCACAGCCCGGACACCAGCGUCGGCUGUAUGGCUUGCUCAGCUGUUACAAUCUCAACUCAAACGUUAUAAUAGAAUCUGGAAUUUUUCUUGCAUGAACAGCAUGAGUACCAUACAGAGACUUGGGCUUUUCGCAAUACAAAUUUCGCCAGAUUCUGAUGGGGUUUGGAGCUCCGAAACUUGUCAUGCGCGCUCCAGUGGGAGUAGGCCAGAUGUUGCGGAUUUUGCAACACAAAUUCCAAAUUCUAUUGUAACGUUUGAGAUUGUAACACCUGAGCGGGUUAUAGGCUGGAAACAGAUGUUCUACUACUGUUUCGACAGCGGAAGUUUGGAACCCUGGGAAGACGUGCUAAAGACCCCGAUUGUGUGA